Messenger RNA from Lingula anatina, 608 nucleotides. RefSeq lists its product as uncharacterized. Gene Ontology annotation, molecular function: double-stranded DNA binding; structural constituent of chromatin; nucleosomal DNA binding. Gene Ontology annotation, biological process: nucleosome assembly; chromosome condensation; negative regulation of DNA recombination. Gene Ontology annotation, cellular component: nucleus; nucleosome. NCBI's taxonomy places the organism in Eukaryota, Metazoa, Brachiopoda, Lingulata, Lingulida, Lingulidae. The record is from RefSeq and is a predicted model, not a curated record.
UAUACGCGGAUUUUCCACAAGAAGAAGUCGUCGAAAUGGCCGAUGCUGCUCCCGCCUCACCACAGAAGAAAGCCAAAGCUGCCAAGCCAAAGGCCAAGGCACCCGCUGCCCACCCUAAGGUCGCUGAUAUGGUCGUCGCUGCCAUCGCCGCUCUGAAGGAACGCGGUGGCUCCUCCGGCCAGGCCAUCAAGAAGUACAUCGCCGCCAACUACAAGGUAGAUGUCGUGAAGAUCACACCUUUCAUCAAGAAGUAUUUGAAGAAGGCUGUUGCUGACGGAAAGCUUGUUCAGACCAAGGGCAAGGGUGCCUCUGGCUCUUUCAAGCUCAGUGCUGCCGCCAAGAAGCCAGCAGCCAAGCCCAAGAAAGUGAAGAAGCCCAAGGCCGAAAAACCAAAGAAGGUGAAGAAAGCUAAGAGCCCCAAGAAGGCAAAGAAACCCGCCGGCGAAAAGAAGGCUGCCAAAGCAAAGAAAGCAAAGUCUCCAAAGAAGGCCAAGGUUGCCAAGCCUAAGGCAGCUAAGAAGCCCAAGUCUCCCAAGAAGGCCGUCAAGAAAGCCGCCAAGCCCAAGGUGAAGAAGUCUCCCAAGAAGGCCAAGGCUGCUAAGAAGUAA